This is a messenger RNA of Cokeromyces recurvatus, 652 nucleotides long. RefSeq lists its product as uncharacterized. The transcript has a single exon. The record is from RefSeq and is a predicted model, not a curated record. The coding region runs from base 362 to 637 and encodes 91 amino acids. NCBI's taxonomy places the organism in Eukaryota, Fungi, Mucoromycota, Mucoromycetes, Mucorales, Mucoraceae.
CGAAAAUAAUAAAAAUAAUCUUUUUGUAAUAUACAAUAAAUUUGAUCUUCUUUUUCGAUCGUCAGUACCAUUAUAAAAAUGAGUUCCGAAACUCCAACAAACCCAACACUAGAACACAUUCUAGCACAACAGCAGGCACAGAUUGCUAGACUUGAACAACUACUAAUUAACAACGCUCAAUCUUCAGCAUAGCCUUCUGAUCAACACCAACAGCAACCAACAAAUAUGGAUGAAGAGGCUAUUGUAUCUCACCUUCAUUCUCUGGAAAUACGCCCGGAUUAUAUCUGGCAGCCUUCUCCAUUUUUAACUCAAGUUAUGCACUUUGCUCAACCACUUUUUACUACGCCAACCCUUUCUGACGAUGUCCGUAGAUAUCAUUGAACGAUAUCCUGGAAUGAAGAAUACAGAUUAUCAACCGCCUGAUACGAUUCCUGUGGCAGCUCGUAGUAUGAAACCGGCCCAAACUAAACAUGACCGUUCUCUUAAACGGUUGCAGUAUCUCUCUUCGGGUAUUUUCUGUCCUCUCAACAUUUUAGCUCUAGAAUUGAGCAGGGAAACGGACAACCCUAACAUUCAACGUUACUUGCAUAUGCUUUCUAACUGUCGUUGUUAUGAUUGUAGUCGUAUUUACAACUAAGUUAAUAGAAAUAAG